Messenger RNA from Cornus florida, 3538 nucleotides. RefSeq names its product phospholipase D beta 1-like. Gene Ontology annotation, biological process: phosphatidylcholine metabolic process; phospholipid catabolic process. Bases 686 to 3262 code for a protein of 858 amino acids. Gene Ontology annotation, molecular function: D-type glycerophospholipase activity; calcium ion binding. The transcript has 10 exons. The record is from RefSeq and is a predicted model, not a curated record. Gene Ontology annotation, cellular component: plasma membrane. NCBI's taxonomy places the organism in Eukaryota, Viridiplantae, Streptophyta, Magnoliopsida, Cornales, Cornaceae.
AGUGAAGUGGAAAGGUAUUACCUAAUCCAUAAUUUUUUAUUCAGAAACUCUGUAUUAACUAAUCCAUUCAAACUUCAAACAGAUCAAAACGACAACAGAAACAGGGUUGAAUGGCAUUUUAAAAAGACUCUCCUCGGUUUAUAUACACCAUAUUUCAAACAGGUCGACGAGAGACGAAUUGACAGGUCUCUCUCUCUCAUCGACGACUUGCCAAGGUCUCUCUGUAGUUAAUAGACAACAAAAAUGAACUGUUCGACUUUGGUUCUCUAUGAAUGGAAAAUUUUCAAUUCAUUAUCAUUCACAUUCAUCUCCCUCCUCAUUAGGAAUCUUCAUUCUUUAUUCCCGCAUUUUCUAAUUUUUCCAUUCCCAAAUUCUUUUAUUUAUUCAAACCUAUCAGAUAAAAUUAUACCCAUUGACAUCCUAGAGAAUUGUUAUCAAUUUAGCUUACUCAGUUGGGUCGUCUUGUACACCCACCAGCUAUUCGAUCAUUUGUCAGCCUCCUACGAGCUACCCAAACUCAAUCCAGUGUCUACAGAAACUGGGUAUCUUUCAUAGUUUGAUUUGAAAUCUAUUAUGGUUAUUUUCUGAGCAAUCUCUUGGUUGCUUUCUACUUGUUUGAUAUAGUUUCACACAUAAGUGUGUUUACAAAAUUCAACAAGUGUUGAGGAGUAUUGUGUGUUCUGUUAUGGCUCAAUUCUCAUCCCAAAGCUCGCAGAACGCUCAAAGUGUACAGCAUGUGCCAUUUCAGACCUCGAACGGGUCUCUGAAUGUUUUACUAUUACAUGGGAAUUUAGAUAUAUGGGUCGAGGGGGCUAAGAACCUUCCUAAAGGUGACAUGUCUCACGUGAAAUGGGGGAGGAUGUUUUCCCGAUUAAUCGGCCUUGUUGAAAAAUAUGUCAUAACAACUGAUCCAUAUGUUAAAAUUUCAGUAUCAGAUGCUGUUAUUGGGAGAACUUUUGUCAUCAGUGACAAUAAGAACCCGGCUUGGAUGCAGCACUUCUGUCUUCCUGUUGCGCAUUAUGCUGCAGAAGUGCACUUCGUUCUUAAAAACAAAAUGCCUUUGGGUUGUUUAAUGAUUGGCGCUGUUGGGGUUCCGGUGGAGCAAAUAAUUUCAGGCACAAAAGUUGAAGGUAGCUUCCCAAUUUAUAAUUGGAGUGGGAGGCCAUGUGACCCUGAAUCUGUCUUAACUGUAUCAAUCAAAUACACUCCAAUUGAUAAAGUGGCAUUGGACCAUGUUGGGGUGAGUUCAGGUCCUACAUAUCAUGAAGUGCCAGAUGCCUAUUUCCCGCUUAGGAGAGGUGGAACGGUUACACUUUAUCAAGAUGCCCAUGUCCCUGAUGGUAAUUGCCUUCCGAAUUUGAAGCUUGAACAUGGCAUUCAGUACGAGCAUGGUGAUUGUUGGCGCGACAUCUCUGAUGCAAUAAGUCAGGCCCGCCAUUUGAUAUACAUCACAGGCUGGUCUGUGAACCAUAAAGUUAGACUUGUCCAGGGUAAUGACACUACAAUAGAUUGCAAUUUAGGAGACCUUCUUGAAACCAAAUCAAAGGAAGGUGUGAAAGUGCUGCUCCUUUUAUGGUCUGAUCCUACUUCUAUGAAUAUUUUGGGUUACAAAAAGGUUGGGUAUAUGGACACCCAUGAUGAGGAGACCCGUCGUUUUUUCAAACAGUCUUUAGUGAAAGUGCUACUUUGCCCCCGAUCUGCUGGAAAUGGACAUAGCAUUCGCAGAAAGCAGGUAGUAGGAACGAUCUACAGCCAUCAUCAGAAAACUGUGAUUGUCGAUGCUGAUGCAGGUCAUGGCAAGAGAAAGAUCAUCGCAUUUGUUGGGGGUCUCGAUCUAUGCAUGGGUCGAUAUGAUACUCCAAAACACCCUAUUUUAAGCACAUUACAAACUGUGCACAAAGAUGAGUGCCAUAAUCCUAAUUUCACGGGGCCUGCUGUUGGAUGUCCCAGAGAAGCGUGGCAUGAUUUACACUGCCGAAUUGAUGGUCCAGCAGCAUAUGAUAUCCUCACCAACUUUGAGGAACGUUGGUUCAGGGCUUCAGAACCUCAUGGAAUAAAUAAAAUGAAAGUAUCAUAUGAUGAUUCAUUACUUAGAAUUGAUAAAAUUUCUGAUAUCAUAGGAAUGGCUGAUGUGCCCUUCCUGGGAGAGGAUGAUCCUGAGGCUUGGCAUGUCCAGGUUUUUCGUUCAAUUGAUUCCAACUCUGUUAAGGGCCUUCCAGAAGACCCAAAAGAGGCAACAAACAAGAACCUAGUAUGUGGGAAGAAUGUACUGAUAGACAUGAGUAUACAUACAGCAUAUGUAAAGGCAAUUCGUGCUGCCCAACAUUUCAUUUAUAUUGAAAACCAAUACUUCAUUGGGUCAUCAUAUAACUGGACUGAUUACAAAGACUUAGGUGCAAACAAUUUAAUUCCAAUGGAAAUUGCUCUCAAAAUUGCUAACAAAAUUAGAGCAAAUGAGAGGUUUUCAGCAUAUAUUGUCAUCCCAAUGUGGCCAGAGGGUGUUCCUACAAGUCUUGUUACUCAACAAAUUCUCUUUUGGCAGCAUAAUACUAUGCAAAUGAUGUAUGAAGUAAUUUACAAGGCUUUACGAGAGGUAGGACUUGAAAACAAUUAUGAACCUCAAGACUAUUUAAAUUUCUUCUGCCUUGGCAAUCGUGAGGCUCAAGACGCUUCAGAUGAAGGAAGUCCUAUUCCCUCAGAAACUCCCCAAGUACAUUUCUCAGACACUACAGAUGAGGGAAAUCCUUUUCCCUCAGAAACUCCCCAAGAACUUGCUAAGAAAAAUCGACGCUUCAUGAUUUAUGUCCAUUCAAAAGGAAUGAUAGUGGAUGAUGAGUAUGUUAUAUUGGGGUCUGCAAACAUCAAUCAACGUUCCUUAGAAGGCACCAGGGACACUGAAAUUGCGAUGGGUGCCUAUCAACCUCGGAAUACUUGGGCGAGCAAAGGCUCUACUCCCCAUGGACAGAUCUAUGGGUAUAGAAUGUCACUAUGGGCAGAGCACAUUGGUUUUCUAGAGGAAUGUUUUGAGCAACCUGAUAGUCUCGAAUGUAUGAGUAGAGUAAGAUCGCUGAGUGAGCUGAACUGGAAUCAAUAUGCUGCUGAUGAAAUUACUGAAAUGAAGGGUCACCUUCUCAAGUACCCAGUUGAAGUCGAUCGAACUGGCAAGGUAAAGCCUCUUCCUGGUUGUGAAACAUUUCCAGAUGUGGGUGGAAGCGUUGUUGGUGCAUAUACAACCCGCAUUCCAAUUAAUCUCACCAUUUGAUCGCCCCUUUGUCUUAGUGGCCACCUGCCUCCUCUUAUCAGGCUUCUCUUAUACAUAAAAAUUCAACAGAUUCAAUCAUCACAAACUUCUGCUCAAAUUCUGGUUGAACUAGUGUCUCAUGUACCCGUCACGCUACAUGUAUAUUUUCUUUUUCACGGUCCGGUUUCUAGUUGGUAAGAUUUUAUUUUAAAUUGUUUUUGGGUAGAAGUUGGUUAAAGUUUUAUUUGUUCAGACUUCCUGUGAAUCAUAUGAAUUCAUUUGGAGUUCAGUUCAUAA